Messenger RNA from Grammomys surdaster, 2962 nucleotides. It is a transcript of the gene Znf12, whose product is annotated as zinc finger protein 12. Gene Ontology annotation, molecular function: DNA-binding transcription factor activity; RNA polymerase II cis-regulatory region sequence-specific DNA binding. Bases 92 to 2167 code for a protein of 691 amino acids. The record is from RefSeq and is a predicted model, not a curated record. The transcript has 5 exons. Gene Ontology annotation, biological process: regulation of transcription by RNA polymerase II. NCBI's taxonomy places the organism in Eukaryota, Metazoa, Chordata, Mammalia, Rodentia, Muridae.
CGGGUCGACAGGGACGACGAGACCCGGGUCCGGCGCGGCCUCCUAGAACCGACUGCAUUAGUCCUACAGAUUUUUCCUACCACAGCGGAAGAUGAACACAUCCUUGGGCCCGCUGUCAUUCAAGGAUGUGGCUGUGGCUUUCUCCCAGGAGGAGUGGCAGCAGCUGGACUCUGAGGAGAGGAUGACGUACAGGGAUGUGAUGCUGGAGACCUACAGCAACCUCGUCUCCGUGGGGUAUCACAUUAUCAAACCGGAUGUUAUCAUCAAGUUGGAACAAGGAGAAGAGCCAUGGAUAGUAGAAGGAGCGUACUCACCUCAGAGCUAUCCAGAUGAGAUCUGGCACGUGAGCAGCCUGAUGGAGGAAGACCAGGAAGAUGAGGGGAACGAGUCAAAUUCACCUGUGUUCAGCUACAAAAGCCUGCUCGAUGCUUCUAGUAAGGCCGUUGAUGGAGAAACGAAGCUCGUUCCCUCGGGGAAGGUCCUCCCUAAGUGCAGCUCAUGCGAGAAGAGCUUGAUGUGUAUCUCUGCGUUCAUCCGCAGUGACGGAAGCUAUGCAAAGCUGCAGCCCGACGUGUGUGCCGGGUGCGGGAAGCCCCUCCCCCACAGCGAGCUUGAGGAAACACGUCCUCCAGAUGAGGCUCAUGAAUUUAGUGGGGACGGAGAUGAUGACGCUCUGAGUGAAGAAGGGGUUUAUCAGAAGAUUCACUUUUUGGAGAAGCCCUUUGAGUAUGCUGAGUGCCAGAAAUCCUUCCCAAAGGGCUCUGUGUUUCUGAAUCACCUGGAAGAGGAGCCCUGUGACUGGAAUGAAUCUGAAGUAGCUUUUCUGCAGACGUCAGACCUCAGUGCCCACCAGGAUUCCCUCACGGAAAUGAAGCCCUACGAAUGCCAGCAGUGUGGGAAGUCCUUCUGCAAAAAGUCAAAAUUUAUCAUCCAUCAGAGAACUCACACGGGAGAGAAACCCUUCAAGUGCAGUCAGUGCGGGAAGGCCUUCUGCCAGAAGGGAACCCUCACCGUCCACCAGAGGACGCACACGGGGGAGAAGCCCUACGAGUGUACCGAGUGUGGGAAGACCUUCUACCAGAAGCUACACCUCAUCCAGCACCAGAGGACCCAUUCAGGCGAGAAGCCCUACAAAUGUGGCUACUGUGGAAAAUCCUUCUGCCAGAAGACACACCUCACUCAGCACCAGAGGACACACUCAGGAGAGAGGCCCUACGUUUGUCACGACUGUGGCAAGACGUUCUCUCAGAAGUCAGCACUCAAUGACCACCAGAAGAUCCACACGGGCGUCAAACUCUACAAAUGCAGUGAGUGUGGGAAGUGCUUCUGCCGCAAGUCCACGCUCACAACCCACAUGAGGACACACACGGGUGAGAAGCCAUAUGAAUGUAAUGAGUGUGGGAAGUUCUUCUCCAGGUUGUCAUACCUCACUGUCCAUUACCGGACCCACUCAGGGGAGAAGCCCUACGAGUGCACGGAGUGUGGCAAGACCUUCUACCUAAACUCGGCGCUCAUGAGACAUCAGAGGGUGCACACCGGAGAGAAGCCUUACGAGUGUAACGAGUGUGGGAAAUUAUUCUCUCAGCUGUCCUAUCUCACGGUGCAUCACAGAACUCACUCAGGAGUGAAGCCCUACGAGUGUAGCGAGUGCGGGAAGACCUUCUACCAGAAUUCAGCCCUUUGUAGACACCGGAGAAUCCACCGAGGGGAGAAACCCUACGAAUGUUACAUAUGUGGCAAGUUCUUCUCUCAGAUGUCCUACCUCACUAUCCAUCACAGAAUUCACUCAGGAGAGAAGCCCUACGAGUGCAGCGAGUGCGGGAAGACCUUCUGCCAGAAUUCAGCCCUCAACAGACAUCAGCGCACACACACUGGAGAAAAAGCCUACGAGUGUUACGAGUGUGGGAAAUGCUUCUCCCAGAUGUCAUAUCUGACUAUCCACCACAGGAUCCAUUCAGGAGAGAAGCCCUUCGAAUGUAACGAGUGCGGGAAAGCCUUCUCUCGGAUGUCGUACCUCACUGUCCAUUACAGAACCCACUCAGGAGAGAAGCCCUACGAGUGUACGGAGUGCGGGAAGAAAUUCUACCACAAGUCAGCAUUCAAUAGCCACCAGAGAACUCACAGGAGAGGGAACGGGAAUGGGGUUGAUGUGGGAAGGCUCCUUUAAAGCCAGACUCGGGACGACCUUCUCAGUCAACUAGAAGCUCCUGUCUGCAGUUGAGCUCUGAUGUACAGUUGGGCCUCGGUACCCAUAGGUUCCAUCUCCAAGGAGUCAACCCUCCUUAACUAUGUAGGAAAAAGGGUUUCUCUGUGCAGAAUAUGUACCAAUUAUUUUUUCUCUUUCUUCCCUAAGUAGUACAAUAUAACAGCUCUUUAUAUUGCAUUUAUAUGGCAUUAAGCAUUAUAGAUACUCUGGAGGUGAGUUAAGGUUCAUGGAGGAAUAUGUAGGCCGUACACAAUUAUGACAUCAUCUUACAUAGAGACUUAAUCUGCAGACUUUGGUGUCCAGGUGGUCUCAGAACAACACUCCUGCUUAUCAAAGGACACCUCUGUCAGAGAGCACACACAAAUGACCCUGAACAAGUCUGUGUGUCUGUGUGAACUAGAUUCAUCAGAAACUCACAGGGCAGGAACCACAGUUAGGAACGCACACGUAGCAGACUAUGCAGGAGUCAGACUGGAUAAGUAGGGUUCCGCAGAGCUUCAGACUGCUUACCCGGGAACUGGCUCACUGAGGCAUGUGGGAACCCAGGAACUGGCUCACUGAGGCAUGUGGGAACCCGAGAACUGGCUCACUGAGGCAUGUGGGAACCCGAGAACUGGCUCACUGAGGCAUGUGGGAAGCACACUCCUUCAGAAAUGGCUAAUACUAAAGGACGAUUUAUAACAAUUAAAGGAAGAGGAGCUGGAGCGAUGGCUCGGCAGAAGAGCUGACUGCUCUUCCAGAGGUUCUGAGUUCAAU